AUGCUACAUCUAUUAUUCAAGAAAGGAGCAGGUGGAAACACCUUGUCCCGCACCCGUAACUCUCGUUUCUUUAUAAACGCCCUUCUUCCAAAGCAACAACAAUGUAGACCGUUCUUCAUGUUUGGUGCUGACAAUCGAGCUCUUUCGCCCAUCAAGGCAACCACCAACAAGUUUGACCCUUCCGAUCGCCACCUCGAUGGUCUAUUGGAGCACAAUCGCCAGUGGGCCAAAGCUGUCAAGAAGCAGGAACCUGAUUUCUUUGAGCAAAUCAACCUGAAGCAAGAACCCAAGAUACUUUGGAUUGGAUGUUCGGAUUCACGCGUCCCUGCCGAGCAGAUAUUGCAGCUAGGACCAGGCGAACUCUUUGUACAUCGCAACAUUGCCAACGUGGUCCCCAAUGGUGAUAUCAAUUGCUUAUCCGUCAUUCAGUACGCUGUGGAGGUGCUCAAGGUUCAACAUAUUAUUGUGUGUGGCCAUUACAAUUGCGGCGGUGUGGCAGCAGCAUCUGGAAAUGGUCAAUACGGGCUGAUUGACAACUGGUUGCGUAAUAUCAAGGAUGUUUAUAGACUAUAUGCCAAAGAACUUGAAGCUAUCCCAGAUGAAAAAGCCCGAUUCCGACGUUUGGUUGAAUGCAAUGCAAUCCACUCGGCUGAAACCAUAUGUCACUCCACCAUUGUACAGAAUGCAUGGAAGAACAACCAGAAUCUUACAGUGCACGCUUGGGUCUAUGAUCUUGCGGAUGGACAUGCGCGACGUCUCAAGUUCACUGCACAUGACAACCAUUCCCUUGGCAACAUUUACAAAGUAGCAUGA
Lichtheimia ornata is the source of this 813-nucleotide messenger RNA. RefSeq lists its product as uncharacterized. The record is from RefSeq and is a predicted model, not a curated record. The transcript is spliced from 6 exons. NCBI's taxonomy places the organism in Eukaryota, Fungi, Mucoromycota, Mucoromycetes, Mucorales, Lichtheimiaceae. Gene Ontology annotation, biological process: carbon utilization. The coding region runs from base 1 to 813 and encodes 270 amino acids. Gene Ontology annotation, molecular function: carbonate dehydratase activity; zinc ion binding.